AUGUCGACGUAUGAGGAGAAUUUGCAGAAGCGUAGAGAGAAGCUGCGCGAUCUCAUAUUAAGCGAGGAGAUGAAUCUAACGAGAGAGAUCGAGGAGGAGGCGCGGCGGGGUGAAGACGCGCGACUCGAGGAAAUGCGCGCGAGAACGGAAGAGCUGAGGAAACGACACGAAGAAGAACAUGAAGCGGUGGUGGCUGCCAAAAGGAUGCAGCAGUAUUUACUCGCGUAUCCAGAUAUCAAGCAGAAGCUGUGGAAGGAACGGGCGAUCGACGCAAAACUAUGUAAUGUAGCGCAGAUGGCGGAUAACGAGACGAGGAGAUCAGCCGAGAAGGAACUGGACGAUCUAUGGCACCAGCUGAUGAUGAAAGAGCUCGAAGCGAAGAAAAGCGAAGAGGCGGAGAAAUGCAAAAAGCGAGCUUUAGCGAAUAGAGAAACGGCGCUUGUUUUAACCAAGCAAGCGGAGGAUAAACUAAUGCUGGAAGAAGGAACAAAACGGGCCGAACAGGACGAACGGCGAGAACAUCUGAAGCGGCUGUGGGAGGAGGUGCGUCAGGCAGAAUUGCAGAAUCUCGAAGCGGAAAAGCAGAAAAGGGAAAGAUUGAAGAGAGAACUGGAAGAGCAGAUUCUAACAACGAAGAGGUUCCUCGUUGAACGCGCUCGCAAAGAGGCCAUGAUAGAUUGCGAAUUCAAUUCGUUAGUCGAAGAUGACUUGGCCAGGGAAAAGGCAAGUGCGCAGAGAGACACAGCGGCUCUUCGGAAGGAAUUAUUGGCUUAUUUGAAAUAUGUCGAGGACCUGCGGCAGGAAGAGAUCAAACGGAAUUUAGAGGUGGAAGCCAUCAUCGAGCAAUCGCACAAGGAUAUCCAAGCUCGACGCAACCUCGCGAUGAAGAAAUUCAAGGAAACUCGCUAUCGCAUUUUACAGGAAACCCUUUGCGGUCGAAAGGAACAGCUGAGGGCAAAGCAGGAGAUGGAGGAGCAAGAACGACGGUUCAAGAUGGAGGAGAAGGAGGCCGUCGAGAGGCAGAUCGAGAUGAACGCCAACUUGAUCGCAAUGGAGCGGAAGGAGAGUAGACAAAGGGCGUUGUGUUACGGGCUGGAGCUCAAGGAGCAACAGAGGUAUGUCGAAGAGAAGAGACGCCGCGAAUUGGAGGAGGACCGAAGGUAUCAUCGAGAAGAGGCAGCGAGGCAGGCGGAUGAGUAUCAGAAACUCACCGAUGAGCUGUUGAAAACUUCCGAAAACAUCACGCCGCAUCCGUUUAAAAUUCUUUUGAAGGAGUGCGCCGCACGUCACGCGGCGGAGAGGGAAGGUCGUCAUUACUGUCCUCCGGCUUUAACUUCCGCGUAA
This is a messenger RNA of Cataglyphis hispanica, 1344 nucleotides long. RefSeq lists its product as uncharacterized. The record is from RefSeq and is a predicted model, not a curated record. Bases 1 to 1344 code for a protein of 447 amino acids. Lineage: Eukaryota; Metazoa; Arthropoda; Insecta; Hymenoptera; Formicidae. The transcript has a single exon.